AUGACCUUGCCGAUCAGGACCUUCCUCGCCUUUCAGCGAGAUGGAAAGCUUUCUACUCUUCAGACCAGGGUAGUGGCGGUGCAAUCCUAUGGUGAUCUUGAGCAACAUAACCAAGAUCUUUUCAAGCAAGGCACUGAGCAUGAUUACGCCGUCAUCACAGAACAAACCAUCUUUCAUCCCCAAGGCGGGGGCCAACCUUCAGAUGUCGGCAAGAUGACGGAUCAAGGUGGCGCAUGUUUUACUGUCGCGGCGGCUCGAAUGGAUGCAACAGGCAACGGUCAAGUCUUGCACUUUGGACGAUUCAACUCCCCGGGCGACACUUUUAGUCAAGGCCACGAUGUGAGCCAGGUGAUCGACCUUGAACUACGCCUCCUCUAUUCACGAUACCAUACUGCUGGUCACGUCCUCGGCUCGGCAGUCAACCACCUCCUAAAGGACAAGAUCGACGAUUUUGACGAGCUGAAAGCCUCACACUUUCCUGAUUCCGCAUCGUGCGAGUUCCAGGGACUCAUUGAAGGAAAAUGGAAAGACGUCAUUCAGCAAAAGGUGGACGAGUUCAUCGCGGCAAAGAUGCCCGUUGAGAUCGACUGGUGGGAUGAACAGGAUUUCCGCGACAAUGGAUUGGAGCGUCUGACGCCUGACGCGAGCUUCGUAGCUCCUGGGGAGAAGUUCCGCGUCGUCAAGAUUGUUGGGGCAGAAGUGUACCCCUGUGGAGGAACCCAUGUUGACACAACCGACUUGUGCGGCGAGACCAAGGUUAAGAAGAUAUCGAGAAGCAAGGGCAAGUCAAAAGUUAGCUACUUGUUGCCGUAA
Molecule: messenger RNA, 813 nt
Organism: Fusarium keratoplasticum
Lineage: Eukaryota; Fungi; Ascomycota; Sordariomycetes; Hypocreales; Nectriaceae
Product: AA-TRNA-LIGASE-II-ALA domain-containing protein
Exons: 1
Coding region: 1-813 (270 amino acids)
Biological process (GO): alanyl-tRNA aminoacylation; regulation of translational fidelity
Molecular function (GO): nucleic acid binding; ATP binding; Ser-tRNA(Ala) deacylase activity
Source: RefSeq, a predicted model, not a curated record